AUGGGUGUGAACGGUCUUUGGACGGUCGUCCAACCAUGCGCCCGGCCAACGAACCUUGCGACUCUCAAUCGCAAACGCCUCGCCGUCGAUGCCUCAAUCUGGAUCUACCAAUUUCUCAAAGCCGUGCGUGACAAGGAAGGAAACGCCUUGCGCAAUUCGCAUGUCGUCGGUUUCUUCCGUCGCAUAUGUAAGCUUCUCUGGUUCGGCAUCCAGCCUGUUUUCGUCUUCGAUGGCGGCGCACCUGUUCUCAAGCGACAGACUAUUCAGCACCGAAAGCGCAGACGCGAGGGCCGUCGCGAAGAUGCUGUUCGAACAGCUGGUAAGCUGCUGGCCGUACAGAUGCAGCGCAUUGCGGAAGAAGAUCAAGAUCGUAGGCGGAGAGAUCGAGAACGUGAUAUAUCAGCCCGGGAAGAGGAACAGCAAGAAGUUAUUCCCGAUACGAGUCAACUUGUGUACGAUGACGAGGCUCUCUUAUCUCAAAAGGAAAGACAGAAGGGAAGGACAUUUCGAAAACAAGAUGCCUACCAUCUACCAGAACUCGAUGGAGGUAUCGCAUCCAUGGGGAAACCAGAAGAUCCACGAAUUAUGAGCGUUGAAGAGUUGGAAGAGUACGCGCGACAAUUCCAUGCUGGAGAGGAUAUCAAUCUCUACGACUUUAGCAAAAUUGAUUUCAAUGGUGAGUUUUUCAAGAGCCUCCCGGCCGCAGAUCGAUACAAUAUUUUGAACGCGGCAAGGCUCAGAAGUCGAUUGAGAAUGGGCCUCAGCAAGGAGCAGUUGGAAGAAAUGUUCCCCGAUCGCAUGGCUUUCUCCAAGUUCCAAAUCGAUAGAGUCAAGGAGCGAAAUCAUCUCACCCAACGUCUCAUGGCAGAAGUUGGUAUGACUGGUCUCGACCUAACUAUUGGAGUUAAUUCGAGAGUUGCUGGUGAAAAGAACAGAGAGUAUAUCCUUGUGAAAAAUGACGGCGCAGAGGGAGGAUGGGCUUUGGGUGUGGUCAGCCGGGAGAAGGACGUUGGAGAAGCGCAUAAACCAAUCGAUGUGGAUGCCAUCCAAGUCCAAUACCAAUCCAAGGAAGACGAAGAGGAUGAAGACGAGGAUUUCGAAGAUGUUCCUAUUGAAGGUCUGAAUCGACUACCAAAGCCUUCCGCCUCACAAAUUGCUAGUUAUCAAGCAGCCCAAGACAACGCGACACGACGCCGUCAAUUAUACGGUAGCCAUCAAAAAGAGUCUCAUGUUGAGGGAGAAGAGUCCCUUUUUGUAGAUGGCAAUCUUGGAACUACGAAGGAUUUGUUCGAAGCACCAUCUCAAGAGGCGAUGUAUGCUGACGAAGAAGAUGAUCUUAACCGUGCAAUUGCCAUGUCGUUACAAAAACAACAUGGCGUCGGACAAGAAUCAGAGAAGGAAGACGAGUUUGAAGACGUCCCAAUGGAUGCCCCCAAAUGGACGCAAAAGUCUGUCGAUUUACAAAAGCCCAUUACAGCCAAAGGUGGCUCCAUGAUCGCUCACAUUGUCAACAACAGAGCGAGUGCUGCUGUUCCUAAGCGCCAGGAGCGCGAGGCUGCUGCCGAUAGCGACAGCGAUGAAGACAUGCAAACAGUACUUGCGAAGGCCAGGAUGAAAAAGAAGCCUGAGCCGAAACCAAAGCCAAAGGCGAUGUUUGUACCUGUGGUUGAAAACAAGAAGAACCCGUUCGAUGGUCCACUGCCUUUUCCAAAGCUCAAUUGGGGCUCUUCCCUUUUCGCAAACAAGAAGACUCAAGAAAGCGGCCCAAACAAGGAGACUGAGGCUCCCACCAAAGACUCGACACUUUCGAAUGAGGAAGAGGACGAUAUGGCCGGUGGCUUUGAAAGAGAGCAGCUGGAUGAGAAUGCGCCAAAACCACUGCCACCGUGGAUGGUGGAUGACACAGAUAUUCGAGAGUCGGUCAAAAAACAGCAAGAAGCAGAACGGGAGAUCAACAACGCAGACAGGCAGGCAGCCGAGGAAGAACAGAGAGCCUACCGUCGGCAGAUGCAAGAUCGCCUGAUCCAAAUUGACUCUUCUUCAGAUGACGGUAGCGAUGUUGAAGUCCUCGAUAAAGCACCAUCACCAAAGAAGGUUAUCCAGAGAGAGCCCAGUGUCGUCGAAGUUGAGGAUGAGCCUGUAGCCACAAACGAGAACGUUGCUCGACCUCAAGAGCCAGAAGCCUUCCCGGAACAAGUGGCAGAUGAUACCCACGAGCCUUCACCUGCACGAGAAGCUGAAGGGCUUACGGAUCGCACAAAGGUAGCUCCGGCUGAGCCAGUGAUAGAGGAGGACAAGGAUGAUUCCCGAAAAUCAGAAUCACCCGAGCUGGAAUUUGAGGAUGUGGUGCCUACCAACACUUUGACCGAGAUUGCUGUAGAAAAGAGCCCUACACCUAUCUUCGAGGAACCUCCUUCCAUCAACGCCCCAGUUGUGGACGGAGGAAACCAGGAACCCGAUCUUGAGGACGAUGGCCUCUUUGACGAUGUUGAGUAUGACGAGUUCAGCGAUCCUGGUGACGAAGAGCUUAUGGCAUCGCUGGCCGAAGAAGCUGAAGAGCACGCCCGUUUUGCUAGUGAACUCAACAACAAAACUGCCGAGCAGAACAAGGAAGACUACGAAAAAGAGUUGCGCGCUCUACGAACCCAGCAGAAGAAAGAUCGCCGAGAUGCCGACGAAGUGACCCAAGUAAUGAUUACAGAGUGUCAAGCUCUUCUUCGACUCUUUGGCAUCCCUUAUAUCACGGCCCCUAUGGAAGCUGAAGCGCAAUGUGCUGAGCUAGUUAGUCUUGGACUUGUCGACGGCAUUGUGACUGACGAUUCCGAUACUUUCUUGUUUGGUGGAACACGAGUUUACAAGAACAUGUUCAACAGCAACAAGUUCGUUGAGUGUUACCUGGCGGGAGAUAUGGAGAAGGAGCUGUCUUUAUCUCGCGAGCAACUCAUUUCACUUGCUCACCUACUUGGAUCUGAUUAUACUGAGGGAUUGCCUGGAGUCGGACCCGUUACCGCAUUGGAGAUUCUUUCUGAGUUUCCUGGCAAGGACGGUCUGGACAAGUUUCGCGAAUGGUGGAAGUCGGUGCAAUCACAAACGCGGCCUAAGGAUGCUGAUGUUUCCACCCCCUUCCGGAAGAAGUUUCGCAAGUCACAAGGUACCAAGCUCUUCUUACCGCCGGGAUUUCCUAGCCCAGCCGUCUACGAUGCAUACCUGCACCCUGAAGUAGAUGACAGCAAUGAGAACUUUCAAUGGGGCGUGCCUGAUGUGGAAGGAUUACGACAGUUCCUGAUGGCUACCAUUGGUUGGAGUAAGGAGCGGACAGACGAGGUGCUUGUGCCAGUGAUCAAAGAUAUGAACAAGCGAGACCGCGAAGGUACACAGAGCAAUAUUACCAGAUUCUUCACAGGUAGUGUUGGAGCUGGAGCCAAGGAUGCAUUUGCGCCUCGGCAAAAAGCUCAAGGAAGCAAGCGAAUGGCUGCGGCAGUUGAUCGCCUCCGAGCAAACACUACUGGCCAAGCCUCAGGGGCUGUUGAGAACGGGGGAGGAAAGCGAAAGAGAGCGUCAAGACGGAACGCAACAGACACAACAGGUGAUGAUGAAUAUGCCGAGGAAGAUGGUGAGCAAGACGAGGAAGCGCCUACAAACAGUCGUGGAAAAGGGAAGCGCGCAAGAGCAUCGUAA
Messenger RNA from Fusarium sp. VM40, 3678 nucleotides. The record is from the annotation of a GenBank genome assembly. Lineage: Eukaryota; Fungi; Ascomycota; Sordariomycetes; Hypocreales; Nectriaceae.